AUGAAGUACACCACGACAGCCCUCGCCCUCGCAGGUCUAACCACCACACUCCUCGCGCUCCCCUCUCCCUCCCCCUCCCCCCUGCGCAUCCUCCCCCCAAACUGGUCCUUCACCAUCACCUCGCUGCUCGGCCCCGGGUGUCCAGACUUGGGUAAAAACGGCACUGUGUCCCGCACGACGCGCCCAACCUUUGGUUCUAACACGGUCGACGGCUCGGAAAUCUACUACUGGUUCAUCGCGUACCCGUGGCUGCGCGUCAACCUCGCCACGGGGCCGCGCCAUACCUGGUGCGAGACGACGCUGGCGUAUACAGAGUAUGCGGAUGUGGAGAAGAAGGAGCGAGGUGAGGCGUAUAGGCUCAGGCUGCAUAAGAAUGGCACCAGGGGCAUUGCCACGUAUCAGCUGGAUGAGGGGGUUAAGGCGUAUUGGGAUUUUGCGUAUUAUAUUGGCGAGGGCAGUGCGAGACAAGAGGUCCCUGAUACCAUUGAUUUGACCGGGCCCUUGCAGUCUGGGCCGCAUGCUCAGGAGCAUUACUCCAAUAUCAGUUAUCCGCCUCAACUCAUUCCUCAGCCCAACUGCGGGAGCGGUACGUUUACUUUCCGCACGGAGCUGUGGGUGCAGGGCAACAAGGGUCAGACGGGUAUUGUGCAGAGCGAGUAUGAGCAGAGUGAGCAGCUGGGCGUGCAGUAUUAUGGUGCGCAGCAGGGUUUCAGCUAUGAUUUUGAAAAGUGCGUGUAG
Exserohilum turcica Et28A is the source of this 738-nucleotide messenger RNA. RefSeq lists its product as uncharacterized. Lineage: Eukaryota; Fungi; Ascomycota; Dothideomycetes; Pleosporales; Pleosporaceae. Bases 1 to 738 code for a protein of 245 amino acids. The transcript is spliced from 2 exons. The record is from RefSeq and is a predicted model, not a curated record.